Messenger RNA from Spathaspora passalidarum NRRL Y-27907, 1640 nucleotides. RefSeq lists its product as uncharacterized. NCBI's taxonomy places the organism in Eukaryota, Fungi, Ascomycota, Pichiomycetes, Serinales, Debaryomycetaceae. The transcript has a single exon. The record is from RefSeq and is a predicted model, not a curated record. Bases 22 to 1431 code for a protein of 469 amino acids.
CCGGAAGAAGAUGAAUAUGGUAUGGUUGCCAUGAUUAAGCAAACUGAUCCUACUAAGCCUCGAGACUUGUAUCUUCCAGAAUCUGCAUUCAAUUACCAACAAGAUAAAAUUGAUGUGCAAAUUGCUCAAUAUGAAUCAAGAAUGAGUCAAUUACGGGAUUUAACAACAAAUGAACUUUCCUAUGACCAAAGUAAAAUUAAUGCCAUUAGAUUCACCAGAAAUGAAAAAAUCUAUUUCGAUGGAUUGAAGUUUGCCAACAAAUAUCAAUUAAAUAAUGAACCAACAUAUUUCAGAAUGGCUAGAUUAAAUUUCGGCAAUGAAGAAAAUGAAAGUGAUGCUGGUUGGCAUUAUGAGUGGAGAUUCUUCAAUGGAGCCUUGAGAUACUUAAAGAAAGGAUGGAACCAAGAAGAAUUAUUGAUUAGAGAAAAGGUUCUUCUUGAUAGAAUUCUUCGUAAUUGGUUCAGAUUUGCCAAUGAAAAGGGUAUAGUCUCCUGGAUUUCUCAUGGUCCAUUAUUAAGUUGGUAUUGGGAUGGGUUACUUUUCCCAUUCGAUGAAGAUAUUGAUAUUCAAAUGCCAGCAGAAGAAUUGUCUAGAUUUUCUAAAUUAUAUAAUCAAACUUUGGUUGUUGAAGAUAUCACUGAAGGUUUUGGGAAAUAUUUUAUUGAUUGUUCGACUUUUAUUCACCAUCGUGGUAAGUCUUAUAAGGAAAAUCAUAUUGAUGCAAGAUUUAUUGAUAUUGACACUGGUUCAUAUAUUGAUAUUACCGGGUUAGGUAUUUCUGAUGAGAAGUACCCUGAUAAAUAUAAAGAGUUGGUGGAAAGUGCAGAACGUGAAGGAAGAGCUAAACCAGUUUAUAACUGUCGUAACUUGCAUUUCUAUUCUUAUGAUGAAUUAUCACCAUUAAGAUUCACUAUGAUGGGAGGUGUUCCAUUGUAUGUUCCUAAUAGAAUUGAAGAUAUCUUAAAUGACGAAUAUUCCAAGGGUCUUACAAGUUAUGAAUAUGGAGGAUUUUAUUUUGUUGAUGCUAUAAACCUUUGGAUUCAUCAUUCUAAAUUAGAAUUUUUGUUCCCGUAUGAAACAUUCAAAACUAGCGAUGGUAAAAUUAAUGAACUUAGAUUUACUCAAUUAGUUCAAGGUAUUGGGGAAAAAGAAGUUGUCAAGCUUUUAGAAAACGACGAAGAUAUAUUGUUAGAGUAUUACUUGACUAAGAAUGUCACUGAUAUUCAUAAGGAAGAAUUGACAUAUUUAUUUAACACCCCAAAUGGUUCCAAUACAAAAUUAAAAGAUGUCGGACAUCAAAAGACCAAUGGAGAAAUUGCGGACGACAAGGAAUAUCAUAAGUUUACAUCAAAAUUUAAAUUCCAAAAACCUUUCAGAAGACCAUUAUUUAAUUAUGAAAUGAUAGAUAAACCAAGACAUCACCAAGAGUAGUUAAUAUCCAUAGAGUUAUUUAUAGAAAUAUCAUCACAAUCCAUAACAUUUAAUUUUUAAAAGAAAUAAAAGAUCCGAAAUUAGGCUACUAAUCCGAUCGUGUGAUGUUUUGCCGUAAUUUUAAGGGAGCAACUACGUAAUAAUUAAGUCUUCUAUCUGUGUCAGAUCUUAUCAGAAUCUCAUCGCGUGCUAGUUCGAGCGCGGAACAG